UCACAAAUACUCUAACACACACAGCUUUGAAUCAAUCUGUCUUCUCUCUCUCUCUCUCUCUCUCUCUCUCGCUACAAUAAUGAGAAUGUGAAGAAGAGAAGAUAUCUUGGCACCUCAGCAAAGAUCCAAACUCACCCGAUUCUACACGCCUUUUCGUCUUCUUCUUCUCCGAUAAGCGGUGGGUGGACUCUAGUGUUGUUUUUACGUUAGAAGACUUUUCUAGCUCCUCUUCUUCUUCUUCUUCUAUCAGAUCUGGUGCCACUGUCUAUCGCAGGAUUUACAUUUACAAAGAGGAAGGAGGAGUGAAACGGUGAAGAGAGAGAGAGAGAGAGAGAGAUGGGGAAAAAAGCAAAGUGGUUUUCUAGCGUUAAGAAAGCCUUCAGCCCUGAUUCUAAGAAGUCAAAACGCAAAUCUCUUGAGAGUCCAAAUGGUGUGAUCUCUUCUAACCCUACUCCCCUGACAGCGGACCACGCCAGGCAAUCUUCUCCUCCUGCUCCUCCUCUUGAGGUGAGAGUAGCUGAAGUGAUUGUCGAACGGAGCAUCAAUCUCUCCCCUCCUUCGACUGAUGCUGUGAAUGGGACGACGAGGACUGAUGUCGUCCCUGUAGCCCCAUCUUCAUCUGCUCCUCCUCCUCCUGAGGUGGUGGUGGUUCGUCCUCGUGCUCGGUUUGCUGGAAAGUCUAACGAAGAAGCCGCUGCUAUCUUGAUUCAGACUGUUUUUAGAGGCUAUUUGGCAAGGAGAGCACUGCGGGCAAUGAGGGGUUUGGUCAGGCUUAGGUUAUUGAUGGAAGGAUCUGUUGUGAAACGCCAAGCCGCAAAUACUUUGAAAUGUAUGCAGACUCUCUCUCGUGUGCAGUCACAAAUCCGAGCUAGGAGAAUCAGAAUGUCUGAAGAGAAUCAGGCUCGCCAGAAACAACUCCUUCAGAAGCAUGCCAAAGAGCUUGCCGGCUUGAAGAGUGGGGAUAACUGGGAUGAUAGCAUUCAAUCGAAGGAAAAAGUUGAAGCUAAAUUACUGAGCAAGUACGAGGCAACGAUGAGAAGAGAAAGGGCGUUGGCUUAUGCAUACACUCAUCAGCAAAACUGGAAGAACAAUUCUAAGUCUGGAAACCCGAUGUUCAUGGAUCCGAGCAAUCCGACAUGGGGUUGGAGCUGGUUAGAGAGAUGGAUGGCUGGUCGACCACUGGACAACAGUUCCGAUAAAGAACAAAACAACGACAAUGCUGCCCCAGUCAAGAGCUCUAUUAACCGUAACAACUCAACUCAACCAAACACACCAUCAUCCGCAAGAGGCGGCACUACUCCAAGAAACAAAAACAGUUUCUUCUCUCCUCCAACUCCCUCAAGGCUAAACCAAUCCUCCAGAAAAUCCACCGACGACGACGCCAAGAGCACAAUCUCGGUCCUAUCCGAGAGGAACCGUAGACACAGCAUCGCUGGUUCAUCAGUCAGAGAUGACGAGAGCGUAGCGGGCUCACAGACUCUCCCUAGCUAUAUGGUUCCAACUAAAUCAGCUAGAGCCAGGGUCAACAACAAGCCUCAGAGCCCAUCAAGUGGUAGUGGUACCACACAGGAGAACGAUGGCUUUACGGCUAAGAAACGCCUCUCGUAUCCUGCUUCGCCUGCGUUGCCUAAACCACGGCGGUUCUCAGCUCCGCCUAAGGUGGAGAGUGGCGGCGUCGUCACCGCGACCAACGGAUGAGGAAGCUGAGGUAUUUCUAUUUAUUACUGUCUUUUUAAAAAAAGAGAUAUUUAUGAUUCCACUUAUAUGUAUCUGUCGGAAAUGGUUGUAUUGUAUGUUUGUUAUACGUUCACUUUCAGUUUGGUAAUUCAUUUGUGCAGAGUGUAAACGCGUGUCAUUUAUUUUCUUUUACUUAUAAUAAACUUCAUUAUUCGACGAUAA
Raphanus sativus (radish) is the source of this 1899-nucleotide messenger RNA. RefSeq names its product protein IQ-DOMAIN 2. The record is from RefSeq and is a predicted model, not a curated record. Gene Ontology annotation, molecular function: protein binding. The coding region runs from base 337 to 1698 and encodes 453 amino acids. The transcript has 6 exons. NCBI's taxonomy places the organism in Eukaryota, Viridiplantae, Streptophyta, Magnoliopsida, Brassicales, Brassicaceae.